This is a messenger RNA of Penicillium concentricum, 894 nucleotides long. RefSeq lists its product as uncharacterized. Bases 1 to 894 code for a protein of 297 amino acids. The record is from RefSeq and is a predicted model, not a curated record. The transcript has a single exon. NCBI's taxonomy places the organism in Eukaryota, Fungi, Ascomycota, Eurotiomycetes, Eurotiales, Aspergillaceae.
AUGUCUGAACUUAACGAACAUAACUGUGGCCCAGAAGGGCUACCUUUAUCUGUCAGACGGUAUACCUAUCGAAAAGAAGAAUUUUCCCAAAUUGUUGAUCUUGAGCGCGAGCGCUUUCACCGUUCAAUGCAUCCUAUUACUAUGUCCAAUGGAAUAUACAGUGAUGAAAAUUUAAAUGCUUCAGAGGAGCCUGAAGAUGUGCCUGAAUAUAUCAUUUUCUCCAUUGACACGGCUACGCACGAUCGUGACUUCCUAGAUCCGAAUAUCGAACCAAAUCGUUCUGUCCGCACCACAUUCUAUCAAAACAUUAAUUCACUAGCCGUCAAAAUGGUGCUUCACGAACACGAAGAGCUGUCUUCUGCUUUUGAUACAGCUAUUGGGCGAGCAUUGGGUCCAAUGGGGCUCGAAAGAUCAAUCUACCACUACCGCAGCACAACGAUUCCUCUGGCCAACGGCUCCAAGGAACCAGAUGGGGCAUGGGGUCCAAGAAGACCACCACUUGGAAGCCCGCGAAGACCAACCGUGGUAGUUGAAACAGCAAUCGUUGAGACGCACGCAAAAUUACUUCGUGAUGUUGACCGGUGGCUCGAUCCAAUCGAUGGUCUCGCGAAGGUCGUACUAGCCAUAAAGGCAGACCGACGGCAGCCUAAGAUUACCAUCCAAAGAUGGCAGUAUGAUAGUGCCAACGCAGAGAUCGAAAAUGUCCAAGCCAUCGAGAUAAUCGAAAGCAGUGAAGGUGACGAAGUCACUGUGAACGGUGGCCCACUCCUUAUCCCCUUCCAUCUUCUUUUCCUCAGACCUGCAGAACCUCCUAGGGAGGGUGAUAUACUCAUUGAUGAGCAGGAGCUCAAGGAGAUUGCCCAGUUAAUCUGGGAAAUUCAGUUCUCGGGUUGA